Molecule: messenger RNA, 3244 nt
Organism: Misgurnus anguillicaudatus (oriental weatherfish)
Lineage: Eukaryota; Metazoa; Chordata; Actinopteri; Cypriniformes; Cobitidae
Gene: mxra8a
Product: matrix-remodelling associated 8a
Biological process (GO): cell differentiation; cell adhesion
Cellular component (GO): cell surface; membrane
Source: RefSeq, a predicted model, not a curated record
ACAGUAAAUACUGAUGGUGAGUCAGACUGCUGCUGCUGAUGUCGCUGGUCGACAAACAGCAAGUCCUCGUCUUCAUUACUGGUGUUUGUCUGGUGAAUACAGCUUUGCUAGUCAGUUUUUACACUUUUUAGAGCAUCCCUUUAGUGAUAUCAACCCAAGUGGAUAUCGGACAUGAAAAACUUUGCAGUUGCUUUGUGCGCUGGAGCGCUUCAGCUUCUGGCCUUGUUCCACUUUAGCCCUGUGCUAGCCCAAAAUGAUGGCAGUGGUGUGGUGGUGGCCAUGUACAAUAUCAGCGCUCCCCAGGGAUCUCGGACGGUGUUGCAGUGUCAUAGUCAGCGCAUGGUGUGGACCCAAGACCGCCUAAAAGACCGUCAGCGUGUAGUACACUGGGAUCUUCUCCGUAGUGGCCCGGAUCAUGCAAUGGAGCGUGUUGUCGAUAUGUUUUCUGCCGGUGACCAGCGCAUCUACAAUGGUUACAACCAGGGACGCAUUAGCAUGACAAAGACUGCUUUCAGGGACGGCAACUUCUCUUUAGUAAUCAAAGGUGUUGCUAUGAGUGACAAAGGAAUCUACUCGUGUAACCUGCAUCAUCAUUACUGCCACCUCUAUGAAUCAGUCAAAAUGCAGCUCAAUGUCACCAAGUCAGCUCGUAAGGAGAAGAAGUUCUGGGAUGGUCAGAAGGCUGUGUUUGUGGUUUUGGUGGGCAGCACUGUGGUCCUUCCGUGUGUUAACCGUCGUCCCAUCUGGACCGAAGGCAACAGUCAGGAGGACCAGCAGCAGGUGGUGCACUGGGACCGUCAGCCGCCAGGGGUCCGUCACGACCGUGCAGAUCGCCUCAUCGACCUGUACGCUUCCGGCGAGAGGCGUCAUUACGGGCCACUGUUCGUUCAGCGUAAAAUGAAUAUAUCAGAGACGGCAUUCUCACAGGGAGAUUUCUCUCUCAUCAUCUCAGCCAUCCAGCUCUCAGAUCAAGGUCUAUACUCCUGCCAUCUCCACCAUCACUACUGUGGCCUGCAUGAGAGGCGCAUCUUCCAGCUAACUGUGACCCCUUCGAUGCCUGAGGAACCUACAAAUGAACCUCAAUUUCUUCCCAGUGAAGACCAAAACACAAACGUGGUGGAGGUGCCACAUGUCAUUAAUGUCAUCCUGCCGGAUCAGAGGAGUCAUUUUCUGCAGCAGCUGGGGUACAUUCUGGCCACUCUUCUCCUCCUGGCCUUGUCUGUGCUGGCUAUCAUUCUCCUCACACGGCGUAGAAAAAGACAAGGCCAAGAUUUCGAUCCACGGAAAGUCGAAAACUCACCUUUACCAGUGGUGAAGUAUGUGAGCCAAACAUCAUGUGUUAGAAAGGAUUGUGCCUCAGAGAUGAAGUCAAACAACCAAGAGGAAACAAAGCUGAACUACAAGAACAAUAUUCUGAAAGAAGCAGAAAUGUCCAAACUGUGUCCCUCUAAAUUUGACGAACUAGACAGAGAGACAGAGAAGCCAUCUUGGAAAUAAGAUGCACUUUGUCUCUGGCUGGUCCAGGGACAGACUGGGGAUAAACAAGAAUGGAAGAAUGAUGGGUGAAAACAUGUCAAGGAUGAACAGAAGAAGAGAGGAACAUGGUUGUACAAUUCCUUAUGUUUUCCUUUUGAGCAGUGACACAGCAGUAUGCACCAGACUCCGUAUUUUGGAUAGUAAAUGGCAAUCGGUUAUUUUAAGAGCACAGUAAUAAAAAAAUGUAAUGCCCGGCAAAUGGCACACACUCUAUGAGUGGAAAAUUCAUAUAUGUAGAUCAUGAACUACAUUAAGUGUCAGAAUGUUUAAAUUUGUGUGAGAUAUCGGUCAUGCAAGGGUGAGGUCUGACUGGGCUGUGACAUUGACAGAAUAGUUAGCACAAAAUCGACAUGUCAGGUUAAAUGCAUUUAACUAGUGCCUUAAGUAAUACACUAAGCUUUACCGUAAUGCUUAUUUGUAAAUAUGGACUGCAUCAUAAACUGUGUAACACUUUAAACACUUCAAAUUGCAUCUCUGUACUGUUUUAAACUAAUGACGAAGUAAAUAAAUAUAUAGUUGCAUGUUUGACGCUUUUGUAAUAUCAUGUAUAAGGGCGCUUAAUAUGAAUUUAUUGAAUUCAUUUAUUCCAGUUUACACUACAUGCUUUGUUCUUAUUCGUUUUUCAGUUGUUUAUUGUUAUGUCAUCCUACAAUAUUGUAGUCUUAAAUCAAUACAUUAUCUCAAUUUUUCAACUUUGUUACCACUUGAAAGCUGCAUUUCACUUUAUUUUAGAAGGCUAAAAUAAAAAAUGCCAUCUCUGUUAUCAAAAUUUCAAUGUUAACAUUAGCUAAUGUUGUCAUGUAUACUUUUCUGUUUAUUUCUGUCAUUCUAGUAGUUACUGUACACUGAAAAAAUGAUUCAUUCAAUUUAUUCAAUUUUUUUAAGGUAAGUGGUUGCAAUCAAUUUAUUUAAGCUACAUUUAAACAAAAGUUUUUUGUUUUGUUUUGCCUUUCAAUUUUUUUUUUGUUUAAAUGUAGCUUAAAUAAAUUGAUUGCAACCACUUACCUUAAAAAAAUUGAUUAAAUUGAAUUAAUCAUUUUUUUCAGUGUAAGGUAUUUGCUUGUAUACCUCCAUACAACUCUAUGCUAAGAGACAGGUCAGCUUUAAAGAAAACAUUAUGCAAGACACAUAUAAGACAUGCAAACUGUUUUUUUAGCUUGAUCAAAAUGUUAAUACACUGAAAAAAGAUUCAUUCAAUUUACUUUUUUUUAAGGUAAGUGGUCGCAAGCAAUUUAUUUAAGCUAAAUUUAAACAAAAUAAACAAAAAAAAGAAAAACAAAACAUUUGUUUAAAUGUAGCUUAAAUAAAUUGCUUGCAACCACUAUACCUUAAAAAAAUUGAGUAAAUUGAAUUAAUCAUUUUUUCAGUGAUGUAAUUUGUACAGAUAUUAAGGUAAAACAAUGCCAUUCUGUUCCUGGAGGCACAACAACACUUUACAUGUUGCAACUUUUCCUAUGCAAACACAUGGAUCCACUCUUCAGCAUGUACUCCAGGAAGGGAAAUUAUGAGUUAGAUAUGGGAGACAUCCAAAACGUGCAUUGUUGGUGUGCCUCCAGGAACAAGAUUGGGAAACACUUAUGGUAUGUAAUAAUGGAUUUUCAAACACCAUUGCCAUGCUAAAACGUUUGUGUUUUUGACAAUCUAAUUUUCCAGUCACUGCUGAUGUUUUCUCAUUUAAGCAGAAUAAAAUAAAUCUUUGAAAAAUCUA